This is a messenger RNA of Prunus armeniaca (apricot), 522 nucleotides long. Lineage: Eukaryota; Viridiplantae; Streptophyta; Magnoliopsida; Rosales; Rosaceae. The record is from the annotation of a GenBank genome assembly.
AUGGAUAAGUCAUGGAUGCACUCGGAUAGAAUAUCGAAGGCAUAUGAGUUAGGGGUGGAAGAAUUUUUGAACUUUUCUGUAGAAAAUCUUCUAACUACAACACAUAUCCAUUGUCCAUGUGUUAAAUGUGUUAAUUUGAAAUUGUUUGGGGUUGGAAUUAUAAGGGAUCACUUAUACAUUAAUGGAGUUGACCAAAGCUAUAAGAAUUGGACAUUUCACGGAGAACCUUGGGAAGCAACUACUAAUGCUAGUAGAAAUGUUGAAGAAGAUGAUAACCAUAGUAGGUACAGUUUUGUGUAUGAAGAAAUGGAGAUGGAUGAUAAUGAUUUGGGUGAUUUUGGAUCCGAUCCUUAUGAGUUUGCCAAUGUGAUUGGGGAUGGAGAUCAACCAUUGUACCCUGGUUGUAGAAAGUACAUGAAGUUAUCAGCAUUAGUAAAGUUGUAUAAUUUGAAGGCAAAACAUGGGAUGAGUGAUGUCUAUUUUACAGAAUUAUUGAUACUUCAAGACGAUUUGCUUCCAUAA